CUCACCCCAAAAAGCAGGCACUAGUCGGCUUUGCCACUUACUUAGUUAUCGGAGAAACACCCGGUUGAUUUCAAAUUAAAAUAAAAUACAAGCUUACUCCAUGGAGUCAUCCGACAGCCAUGAUAUUGAACUGGAGGCGCUGCAGGAGGAGGAAUUCAGCGAUGAAGACGUCUCAAAUGAUUCACUAGAUCUCAAUGCUUAUGAAGAUUUGUUUGAAGAGAAUACUCGCCUCGAGCGUAAGGUUAAUGCUCUCAAGCUAAAGGUGGUCGCUCUACAAAUUCAAACUAAUUACCAGGAGAAUCAGCUAAACAAGCUGAGGUGCGAGAAAAAACAAAAGGCGACAUUUAGCCGUAGCAUCAAUCGGAAUCUCUUGCUUGCAACACGCCAUUCUCUGCAGUCCCAAACUUUAGAAAGUUUUCCUAACCGACUUUUUUCGCAAAUAUUUGAGGGUUUCCCUGGCGAUGAUAAGGUAUUCAGAAAUCAUUUCAAGAACAUGGACAAUGAGCUGGACCUAAUAGUGCAGAAGAUGUGCGUUCACGCCUACAAAAGCCGCAAGCUUUCAUUACAAAGUACUGUCGCCGAGAAGGCAAAGGGUCUAAAGAAAGAGCUAAUUCUUAAAUACGGGACACAGCUGGCCGAACGGGACAAGACCCGAGCAAUAAAUAAUUGUGCCAUAAAGCGACAGUGUUUUCAUAUGUUUAAAAACUUUUUAAUGAGCAGUAUUCAGGAUAAAACUUGCGCCGGAAACUACUUAAAGCAACUGGAAAACCUCUAUGAACAAGAAAUCUCCAAACUCGAUUAAUAUUAACGAUAUAAAACAAAGAAUACUUUUAUUUAAAUUCAGACGAAUGAGAUAUAUUUUUUUAAGGACCUUUGAACUUUGAGACCAACAUUGGCCUAAAACUCGCAUUAUUCUUACAUUUUCCGUUUCCAAAAUUUUUGUUAACAAUUAUUGUUUACCUAUUUCCCAAU
This is a messenger RNA of Drosophila serrata, 972 nucleotides long. RefSeq lists its product as uncharacterized. Lineage: Eukaryota; Metazoa; Arthropoda; Insecta; Diptera; Drosophilidae. The record is from RefSeq and is a predicted model, not a curated record.